Seminavis robusta is the source of this 1263-nucleotide messenger RNA. Lineage: Eukaryota; Bacillariophyta; Bacillariophyceae; Naviculales; Naviculaceae. The record is from the annotation of a GenBank genome assembly.
AUGGCCCACGCCAGCCAACGAUCUCUCUCGGUUGAGAGUUUCAAGGUCAUGGACGUCCUUCGCAAGGCCAACCAACUGCAAGCGGAAGGAAAACAUGUUUUGCAUUGCGAAGUGGGACAACCCGAAACAGGAGCUCCAAAGACUGUGGCUCAAGCGGCUGUAGCUGCUCUGACAGAACCGCAAGUCAUGGGAUACACGGAUGCCUUUGGAUUGUUGCCAUUGCGAGAAAAGAUUCGCAAUCAUUACUCCAAAAAAUACAACCUGCAAACCGAAAUUCCUACCUCUCGCAUCGUCGUCACCACUGGUUCCUCGGGUGCCUUUUUGCUCGCCUUUACGUCCUGUUUUGAUACUGGUGAUAUAGUUGCCAUUGCCAGUUCCGGGUAUCCCUGCUAUCGCAACAUUCUCUCUGCGCUGGGAUGCCAUCAAGCCAAUAUACCCAUCAACCAAGAGUUCAAACUCACUGCCAAAGAACUACACAAUGAAAUUGUCAGAAGAAAAGCAGCCAACUUGAAACCAAUCAACGGGUUGAUUCUAUCAUCGCCAUCCAAUCCAACUGGGGCCAUGCUGAGUCCAGACGAAUUGAAAGACCUCUGUGCACUCUGUGAUGAGCAGGGGAUUCAGUUCCUUUCCGAUGAAAUAUAUCACGGGAUAUCCUACGGACAAACAGAAGCCACGGCAUUACAGUAUUCACAAAAUGCCUUGAUUAUCAACUCAUUCUCCAAAUAUUACUCCAUGUCUGGAUGGCGUCUGGGCUGGAUGGUUAUCCCCGAAGAACUCGUCGAACCAAUCAACAGUUUGCAGCAAAACAUGUUCAUCAAUGCACCCACAAUAUCGCAAACGGCUGCUCUCAAAUGCUGGGAUGGCGACACCAUUGAAGAGCUCGAAAAACAUGUCACCAAAUAUAGGACCAGUCGACAACUCAUUCUGGACCAACUUGCUUCCAUCGCAGAGAUUGACGACACAAACAUUGCACCGGCGGAUGGGGGAUUCUACAUCUACGUGGACUUGGGUAAAGAAAACGUAGCACCGGGACUUGGUUCGGUCAAAAUGUGCGAUUUGCUAUUGCAAGAAAAGUACGUGGCCAUGACGCCAGGAACCGACUUUGAAGAUCCAGAUUCCAGCUUGGGAGAUCGACGCUUUCGCAUAUCUUAUGCGGGUGGCAUUGAAACGGUCCGCCAGGCUAUGCAACGUUUUCAUGAGUUCUUCCCCACGUGGGUAGAACGGGUCAAGAAAGCCAAGGGGGAAAAGAAAACCAAAGAAUGA